CCAAAUACCAGACUUUUUAAUCCCCAAUAUACAAGAUCCUGUCUGGUCCAGUCUGAUAAGGGUCCAUAAAACCCCUGUAGACUUGACAUGUAGCGUAAUUAUUGUCAGAGAAUCAUAAAUUUUAUUGCCUACAGGUAAAUUGGUUAUUUCCUGUGUUUUGCAUUUUAUUAAUUGAAAUGCUGUUGCUUUUUAGUCUUUUUUCAGCAUGUACACAAAAUUAUUUUAAUUGAUAAGAUACUAAUUUUGAUUGCUUAGUCAUGUUGAGUAAUGUCCUGGCCAAUUAAAUUAUAACUCUUAUAGCAAAGCAUUUCUCACUAUAAAAUAAUUAUUCAAAACUUAAUAAGAGAAAUUACAAGUUUGUUUAUUCAAUGAUUAUGAUCUUUUUAUCAAAAGUAACAAAAUAAAAACAAAAAGAAAAGAUAAUUGCUGGAUUUUAUUAGAAAUUAAAGAAGCGUUCAGUUGCAUUUUUAAUACAUAAAGAAGGUUUAUAGACAGAAGGAUGUUAUAUAUUAAAAAUGCUUAAUUCCUCUUGUGUUGUCUAAGUAAUGUUAACUUUCUUUUAUGUAUAAGAAAAUCUAGUAAUAAAGAUAUAUCAUUGUUCAAAAUACACAAUAAUUUAUUACUUCUAAAAGCUAUGUGCCUGAAUGCAUUUUUUAUAUUUUUGAUAAUAAAAAACAGCAAUAAUGAGAUGUAAUUGUUAAAAAACUUACUUUAUUAAAAAUAUGAUAAAACACUGUUGUAUCUUAUCACUUUGUUUAUUUAGCCCUAAUUCAAUCAAGCUUUCUAAACUCGUUAUAAAGGUGAGAACUGAUUUGCUAUAAAGGUGAGAAAUAUCACCUGCAAUUUAUUUACUGCACAGUAGCUACAUUUUGUAUACAGUAGCUUAUUAUGAUAAACAGAAGCAAGUCUACCAAUGGUCCUGACUUGUGUAUCGGCCCUUAUCGCCAAUACGCAGACCUUAUCAUCUCCAUAGGCCACAUACCAGGCAUACCAGAAUCAGUGUCUUUAAAUUUGCUGAUAUAUGUCUAUCUAGUGAAUGUACAUAUGUUAUGUUCAGGAGGAAAUAAAAGAAUCAAUUAAUCAUCCUCGGGUUUAGUAUUGUGUAAGUCGCCUCAAUUGAGAAAGAAUAGUUUAACGUCAGAGGUUAUUUCUAAGGUCACGGAGUUUCAUUGGCCAGCUUGUAAUUACAACAGCUUUCGGUAUCAGUAGCUCAGUCAAGUGUGACUUGUUGAACUAUAAUAUUCCUUCUCAAGAGAAGGAAUAACAAGUUAAAGCAUAGCAAAAGUUCCUUCUAGGACACAUCUAUAUAAAUAUAUAAUGAUCAUCUUGAAAAAAAAUUGGUUUGCAAUAUCUGUUUAAAAUAUUGGUCAUCAGUGUGCGGAACCCCAGAAUUGGACACAAGGACAAGACUAUUGUACCAUAUUGACAUUCCGUAUCCUCCCGUUUAAUCAGGGAGUCAGUGGCGCAGUGGUCAGCAGUUUGGACUACGUCGGCGAUCCGCGUUCGAUUACCGGAACCGGAUCGAUUCCCGGUUGCGGCUGAUAUCCCGACUAGUGUUCAGUACUGGGUGAUUUACUUUAAUUUGGUACUGUUUCCAACAGUAUCAGUCUAGACUGGAUGCUGGAGAGGUAAAUGACGCCUGCCGUGAGCUCGGCUGGAAAUAAGUUGUUCCAUCAGGUGAGGACUUUCGUCAAGAAGAAACUUUACUUACUUUUUAAGAGCACCUGGGGGCGUUACAUUUUGCACGAAGAAUGCGUUUAUUUCUGUACCAAAAUACAAAAAAAAAGAAAAAAAAGAAGAAAAAAACACUAAAAUUUAAAGAAAAGAACUAUGUUGUCUUAUACUGCCUAAAAUGUCAAACAGAUGUUUUAUGUAGACAAGCUUACUGUUGCUGAGUGGCUGCUUUUUAAUUUCUGACUUUUGCAGCCACUGCAGUUCGACCGUCACAAUAUAAAACAAACUGUAUACGUCGGAUUAGUUCGACUAGUAUUUGUGCUAACAUAAAUUGUUAAAUCUAACACCAAAGUAAAUACGUUACCACUUUCAGUGGAGUAAAUACGGCAAUAAGAAUACAAUGGCUAUACAUAUUUGACCAGAUCAAUCCAAUUCCACAUGCUGCGUGAAUUUGUCACAUAUAAUUAGAGGGUCGCAAUGGGAUUUGUUUUCACAUAUCGGACCUUGCAUUCGAAGGAAACGAUAAUAUUUAUUUUGUUGUUUACCUGUAAAUUUGCUGAUAUAUGUCUAUCUGUUUGUACACAUGUUACGCUCUUCAAGAAUCAAUCAUCCUAUGUUAUCCGUGGAACGCGUUCAGUCAGAGUCGCCUCAGUUAGAAAAAAAAAUAUGUUUAACGUCAGAGAAUAUUUCUAGGGUCACGGAGUUUGAUUGGCCAGCUUGUAAUGACAACAGAUUUCGAGGUCACUUGCUCAGUCAAGUGUUACUUACCGGCCCUAAGUAUUCCUUCUCAAGAGAAGGAACAAUAAACACAUGAAAGAGUCUAUUAUUCAUGAUACCUGCUUACAAACAGAGGGUUUAAGCAACUUUAUCUGAAAAGUAUUUUCUUCUAAAGCGAAGUAAUUAAGCUUCCAUUUCACACAUAUAUUAAGCAAUGUUAAAUUUUCAUGAGCACGGAUCAAGUAAUUAAGUGCGCAUGUGUGAGGAAAAUAAUUAGGUUCACUUUUCAAUAUACCACCGUUUCUUGCAGUAUGUUUGUUCUUAGUCCUGAUGGCUAAUGUAUAUGGUUUGUAUAGAAGAAUAUUGUUAAUAAAACAAUCAAAUGAAUAAAUAUAACGCAAGUUGGCUUCCUACAAAAAAGUAGUUAUAACUUGUUGUCAUUUGUAGAAGGGUGACUGUUUUUCAGAUCUUAAUCUAUAGUUAGCCUUUCAGAUCUUAAUCUAUAGUUAGCCCAAUUGCUAAUGUCUGACUGUAUCAGCCAGUACUGGCUUAGGAAAAAGGGUACCAUCCUUAUCCUUUGUAUUGGAUUGUAACUGGAUUUUGAAUUUAUGAUUACUGCUUAAGGAUAAACUUGUGUUGGAUGGUAUUUGAUUUUGAAUUUAUGAUUAAUGUGUAUUGACUGUGUUUCUCCCAUUUGGUUAUGUUAGAUCAUUUAAGAAAAUGGUUGCCGAUUAUAUCCAUUGUGUUGGAUGGUAACCGGAUUUUGAAUCUAUGAUCAAUGUAUAUUGAUGAACUCUGUUUAGCCCAUUUGGCUGUGUUCGAUCAUUUAAAAAAAAACAGGUUGACCAUUAUAUCCAUUGUGUUGGAUCAUAACCAAAUUUUUGAUUUUUUUAUUAUUGUACAUUAAUUGUUUAGCCCAUUUGGCCAUGUUUGAUCAUUAAAAAAAAUAAGUUGCCCAUUACAUCCAUUGUUUUGGAUGGUAACCAGAUUUUGAAUUCAUGAUUAUUGUAAAUUGAUGAACUAUGUUCAGCCCAUUUAGCUAUGUUCGUAUUUUCAAAAGAAAUCACCUUUAGAAGUCAUGCAGACGAUAAAUAACACAUAUGAACAAAACAGCGAUCAGGGGGCAUGUAUACAGGUGUUAUGAGCGUGUCAGGGACGGCAAUGAGUCACUAGACGUCGCCAAAUAACCGGAAGAUCUGAAUGGGUACGUUUACACAAGAACGUCUCUCUUAUUUCCAACGCUGAAAGAUAAACUCCGAGGGGUCCAUUUCCAGGACCUUGAUCGUUUGAAAACUGAAUGUAAAAAUACAUUUUCAUCUCUUUCAAAGGACUUGUAUGUUGAUGCUUUACGUAUAUAGGUAAAAGACAUAAGAGCGCUGUAUAGAAAAUCGAGUAAGUGAGAAACGUCAUCUCGAACGUCAAUAACGUCAGUGACGUGCGGCGAUCGCUGCAAGCAUGCCUUCCGUAUAUGUCGAUAUCGGUAAAACUAUGCAGCAUAUCUUAUCGAUAUUCUGGACAAUUCUUCAAAUAGAUGAAGGUACUUCGGUAGGCAUUUUUGUUUAUUCCGGGGCCCUUUUAUAACACACGAUUUUAUGGCUACAGUGACAUUACUUUUGGAUCAACCCUCGUAAUAGUUAACAUGUGUAACUGUUAACAGUAGUUUAAGUUAACUGAUGUAAACGUUAGUUGUAGUAACAGGUAAUAGUUAACUACUAUAACUCCUGACAGUAAUAAUAGCUAACUAGGGUAAUCAAAAUAAACUAAUUCACCUUCCAGCAGGGGUAAGAAUGGUAAACAACAAUUAGUUUCAGUCCUUAGGGGCAAUUUGUGUGGGUAGGUUGAAGAACGAGAAACUAUGAAUAUUUGUGUUAGGCAUUACAGUAACAAUAUUUCGUUCAAAUUAAACAACUUACAUGUAUUUUAUUAAUUAUUAAAUAGACACUGUCCUAAAAUGUUCAAAUUAUUCCUAUUUGUCAAAAUCUGUAGCUUCCUCGGCCGUGAUCUAUUACCUAUAUGUGCUCAUAGUGUUAGAAUGUCCUCCUCACAAACUACAGGCCCAAAUCCGAAAUAAUUUUUCAGGAAUAUAUUUGGAUUUACCCUCUUCCAAGAUUGUUGAAAUCGUUCUGACAAGUAAAUGCAUAUAUGCAUAUGGCUUCCAGAUUCCCCCCAAAUAGCAGAAACUUUUUAAAAAAUUCCUGCACGAAACUGUUGGACCUAUGUUCAAUAAUAAUUUCACAAAUUCUUUUUACAAAUUUUAGUGGGAGAUCCAGCUCUUCCGAUUCGGCUGCACUGCACGAAGAAGGUGUUGUGGUAAUUGUCGCUAUUUCAACUAUAGUUCGACCUUGACGGAAUGAUAUACUUUUUCAAUUGGGUUAUAUCGUUUUUCGGUGCAUUUUCCAUAGAGUUUGUGACGUUUUAAAAGUGAUAUCACUAAAGAAGUGCGUUUUAAUGCUAAUCAUGAUUUUGAUAUUGGCUCAGUUUGUGAUGGUUGCUGCCGGUCUUGGCAUUAAACAUUCAGACAAUACGCCAACGGAACCAUUUCUUUUUAUAACAACCUGCAACUACACACAUGUCCCCAUUAAUUGUGGCACUAGGUCGACAAUAUGCAUACAUUCAGUACAGUACGGGUACAGGGAAGGCUGCGAACGCAUAUGUUGUAGCUAUAAUGCCAGUGAUUGCAUCGUGCAUGACAACAAGUCGAAGAAUUUGCAUAACAUCCAGCAAGAAUGUUCAGAAAAAAGAAGUUGCAAUGUAUCAUUGGAUGGAAAACAGUCGUUAUGUUCUACAAUCAAUGCAGUUGCAUCAUACAUAGUUAUGCAAUAUUCGUGUCCUUCAAGUGAUUCAAAGGCUAUUGCAAAUAAUAAGGCGAAUAUUGUUCUUAUUGCUGCUGCACUUACAAGUUCCAUAGUUGCUAUUGUUGCGAUCGGAUGUCUUGUUGUCUUCUUAGUGGUGAGAUUUAAACGGCGACACCGUAUGAGAACAGGUGCUUUCAAUUCACCGUCCAUCAGUCAAUCUUGCUCAAACACAGAAAAUCAUCCAUUGUUGGAAGGAAUGGGGUCAAAUGAACAGCUUUUAGAAAAAGGUGAAUAUUAUGCAGAAGACAAUGGAUUAACUGUAUAA
Messenger RNA from Mercenaria mercenaria, 5511 nucleotides. RefSeq lists its product as uncharacterized. The record is from RefSeq and is a predicted model, not a curated record. The transcript has 6 exons. NCBI's taxonomy places the organism in Eukaryota, Metazoa, Mollusca, Bivalvia, Venerida, Veneridae. Bases 4840 to 5511 code for a protein of 223 amino acids.